CCACGUAGUCUGGAGUUCUGCAUGAGGCAUCUGCCUGAUACACCAUACCGAACGGGUGGAUAUAUGUUUCGUUUUAACUGAGCACAAUGAGGAAUAACUAAGCUACAGGAAACUCUACUAUCAUCUUCUACUAACAGCUUCCCCGUUCCCUCAGGAUCAUCGAUUGGUGACGGGGGUACUACGAGGAGUGCUAGAAUCCGCCAAUGCAAGAGAAAAGCGCAUUGCCUGAAUGCAGUUCUAGACGGUUAAUUUGCGAACGAAGUUUCCAGGCUAAUCCGUCAGAUUAUCUGAUAGCAGGACACUUGGAAAGUGACGUCCUGUUGCCACAUUUUAUCUAAAAGGGACUGUCCCACGGAACUCAAACUGGUAGCCGCACAGAGAAAGGCUUGUUCAAUUAAAAAAAAAGACUAUCAAAUAUGAUUUCGGAGGAACGGAGUAAUCACACGUCCAAGCAAUCUCUGCACUUUCCCGUGGGUUUCCUGAUCCCCUCGCCGAAAAGACGUCUCGCCAAACUGGGAUUUAAGUCAAGGAACGGGUCAGUCAAGUCCCACAGCUCCUCUGGCUCCCCGGUGCCGGCCGAGGGCAUGCCAGCGAGGCAGCCUGUCAGGAGCAAAAUCCGCCGGCAGAGCCGCCUGUCCUCCGUUUUCCACCGGAACCCUCUACCGCAGGAUGGCAGGCAUGGCCAGGGGGACCCGGCAGUGAUGGGGGGCGGGGCCCCGGACACCCCGGGGAUCCUGAAGGUUUACGGCAGCCACAUCUGCGAGGGGACCAACUACAAGAGCGUGCUCGCCACCACUCGAUCAAGCGCCAGGCAGCUCAUCAGAGAGGCCCUGGAGAGAUAUGGUUUGGGUGAGGAGGACCCCGCCUCCUAUGUACUGUGCGACGUGAUUGGCCAGACUGGGGACAACCUCCAGUGGAAGGCGGAGUGCUCCCGAGUUGUGGGUGACACUGAGAAGCCUCUCCUGCUGCAGUCGUUAUGGAAACCCAAGGAUGGAUUGACACGGCGGUUUGAGAUCCAGAGGAGAGCAUGUGUGGAGGAGUGGGGCGCCAGGGAGAAGGACUCUGCCACCACAGCCCUAAACGGCCAGGCCAAGAAGAUGCAGAAGAUGCGUUCACGAGUGACGUCCCUCCUCGUCGAUGGGAGCGGGUGUGACGGGCGGGCGGGAGACGGCCUGUGGAGGAGCCUCAGUGACAUGGACCUGUCUGGUCCAGGUGAGAGGGGUGAGGAGGGCAGGCGUGGCCAAAGCCCCAGGCCCCAGGAGGACCCCCAGCCAGAGGCUGAUAAGGAGGCGCCCUGUCCGGAGAAGGAGGAGACAGAGAGCAGCGGCGACAACAGCACCCAGUACUCUGUUCACCUACCCCUCGACUUCCCCUAUUUCCUGCUGCUGCAGGGCUACAGCUGUGCACAGGACUUUGUGCUCUACCUGCUGGGGGGGAGCGCCACCAUUUUCGGGCGCUGGGAGCGUGAGCGUGAGGGUGAGGGUGUGGGUAAGGAGCAGCCAAAGGCAGACAUCCUGCUGUUCGCCCCGGACAUCUGGCCCCACCAUUGCUGCGUGUGCCGGCUGGAGAGAGCAGGGCAGGAUGGUGGGAGGGGGGGAGCCAUCACCCUGCUGAAGCCCUUCUGCAGCGCCCCUGUUGCCCACAACGGUGUCCCCCUUGAGGGAGAGGCUGAGCUCCACCAGGGCGACCUCGUCAAGCUGGGUGAACACUACCUCUUCAUGUUCAAAGAUCCCACUGACCCAGCUUCCUGCCUGACGCCCCACUGGCUGACAGCGCCAGCCUCCAGCGGGGUGCCGGCCUGCAGACACUGUAGCAUCCCCACUCUGCAAGCUCAGAGGAGGCGCAGGCCUGGGUGGACAGACACAGAGGGCCGUGAUCUCUCCCUACGGUACGAGCUUGAGCACGAAGAUCGGAUCCUGGACGAGAUCAUUACCAUGGCUGAACCCCAUGGUGAUGGCCCCAAGCUGACCCCCGCUUUCCUGCUAUGCCUGUGCCUGCAGCACUCUGCUACAGCUUUCAAGAUGUCCGACUUCUGCCAGCUUCUGUUGCGGAUCACCAGCCUGGUCCAAAAGACCACGUGGGAGAAGACAAAGGAGCUGGCUGUUCUUCACCCUGAAACGGUCCCCAGUGAUGGAAAGCAGUAUCCUGACAAGCUCCAGCCACUGAUCUUGGAUCAGCUGAUCAAGGACCUCCAUUCACUGGUGUUGUGGAUGGCCAAUGCCAUUGAGCUACUGCACUUCAUCCAGCAGGGGGCCCCACAGUUAAUCCCCUGGGAGGAGGAAGAGGAUGGUGACAACACAGGCUGCAUACGAGUGGCUUGUGAGGAGGCGAUGACCGUCCUGGAGGAGGUGAUCAUGUUCACCUUCCAGCAAUCUGUCUAUUACCUCACAAAGGCCCUAUAUGCGGCGCUUCCUGGCCUUCUGGACGGGAAUCCUUUCUCAGAGACGGGGCAGCUGCGGGUUCCUGAGGGCGUCGCCCAAGUCCUUGACAUCCUGGACGAGACUCUGCGGCUCCUCACGUCCCACCAGGUGCACUUGGACGUGGCCUCCCAGCUCUUCGUCUAUCUCCUUUUCUUCAUCAAUGCGUCGCUUUUCAACGCCCUCAUGGAGAGAGGUUCUAGAGGUGGGUUCUACCAGUGGUCCAGGGGGAUUCAAGUCCGGGCCAAUCUGGACCUCCUGAUGGACUGGAUUCAUGGGGCAGAGCUGGGGGACCUGGCAGCUGAGUUCCUCCAGAAAGUCUCAGUGGCAGUCAACCUUUUGGCCACACCCAGGGAGAACCUGCUGCAGGCCUCUUGGAGAUCUCUGAGGGCAGAGUUUGUGUCCCUGAACCCCGCCCAGCUGCAUCACAUACUGCAAGAGUAUGAGCCAGGACGAGCUCGUCCUGCCCACUGGAGCCCCCCACCUGAGGAGAUUCAUGCUGCUCUGAGAACAGGGGCCAUCCUGGAGAGCUUCGACAACCACCCGCCACUCAUCCUGCCCAGCACCGCCUUCCACCUGGAGCUGGGCAAGACAAUUGGGGACCUCCGCCUGACUGCGCAUCUGGGCCGGCUGCAGGAGUUCAUACUGAGUCUCACACAUGGAGAGUCGACUAAAUCUCCUGCGCAGUUGCAGCAGGUAUUGUACAGAGACCCAGCAGGGGCGUGUCCCCCACCCACAGCUGGGCAGCAGGACUCCACCCACCCAGAAGCAGAAGUAGCAGCCCCUCUGCAGCCACUUGCAGAGGAGGAGAGGAGUGGGACAGAUUCUUCAGCGCCUCCUGGUGUUGGUGAUGCUCACUGCGACAGGAUGGGUGCCCUCCGAGCCAGCAGGGCGGCUCUGACGCAGAAGUUGCGGAGCCUGGAGCUCCAGAACGACCUGCUGGGGGAGACGGACCUCGGCUCCCACAAGAGCCUGGCCCUGGAUCCUUCCUGCCUGCUCACCCCGCCCAACACUCCCCAGGGCCCCGAGCUGGGUGAGCUGGGGACCUGUCCCCAUGACCAUGCUCCCCACCUUAUCAAGGCAUCGGGCCACACUGACCAGAGGGAAGAGAAGGGGGAGGAGGACGAGGAGGAGGAAGUGUUCACAGUGGAGUUACAGAAGGGACCCCGUGGCCUCGGCCUGGCCUUAGUGGAUGGAAUGAAAACGCCGCUGAAAAUGAGUGGGAUUUUCGUGAAGGCAGUUGCCCCGGACUCACCGGCAGCCCAUUGCUGGAAGUUGGGUCAGGGGGACCGGAUCCUGGCUGUGAAUGGCCUCAGCCUGGUGGGAAUGGACUUCCACAUUGGGAGGCAAUUGAUCCUAACCUCAGGUGACCGACUCAAUCUGCUGGUGGCCAGAUCAGAGCUCAGGUCAGCUGGCAGGAGCCUGUGCACUGAUCCCAGGUCAGCUGGAAGGAGCCUGUGCACAGAAUGCUGAGCCAGGGGACCAUCUGUGGCAGGGCGACACAGUCCAACCGCCCAUUCACAAGCAGAAAGGAGAGGGUCUGGCUGCUGCCAGGCUGAUCUGUCUGAAAAGGCCUUCCUGUUACUUUCCUGCACCUAAUCCUGACCCCAAACAACUCUGAGAAUGACAUCACAGUGAUGGACAAGAUUGUCUU
Molecule: messenger RNA, 4071 nt
Organism: Megalops cyprinoides (Indo-Pacific tarpon)
Lineage: Eukaryota; Metazoa; Chordata; Actinopteri; Elopiformes; Megalopidae
Product: ras-interacting protein 1-like
Exons: 17
Coding region: 417-3890 (1157 amino acids)
Biological process (GO): substrate adhesion-dependent cell spreading; signal transduction; neural crest cell migration
Cellular component (GO): microtubule
Molecular function (GO): GTPase binding
Source: RefSeq, a predicted model, not a curated record